GUUCAACUCCUAUUGUCGCUGGUGAUUAUUUAACCAUGACACGGAGCCUUUUGAAACGGGAGCUGUUUGAAUCAGGUAGUCAAAUACAGAGGAGUUUCACUUUCGACGUUGUUGUCAAGACGGAAGCAGCUGAUCGCCGCAUUUGGUUGCUUCAGCGCCGGCUAAACCGACUUGCACUCCUUCACCGUCGACAACGACGACGACGAAGGCCAAAUCGGCCUCCACUCUCACCUACAUCCCGUCGCUCUCUUCGUUACGACUUUCGAGUGUUUCCCAUUGUCCCGCUGUCCAAUCUCAGGCCAUCAGUGGUUUCCAACUCCAUCUCCUGACCUCGGCCGCUAGGCAACCAUCUACACGUAGACUUCUUCAC
Somion occarium is the source of this 370-nucleotide messenger RNA. Lineage: Eukaryota; Fungi; Basidiomycota; Agaricomycetes; Polyporales; Cerrenaceae. The record is from the annotation of a GenBank genome assembly.